GGCUCGGGCAGGGCUGGGGGCUGGGACGGAGGAAGUGAAGACCGCUGAAGUUGAAACAGGAACUGGGGCGCAGAGCGGCCCGACAGCCGUCGCCUGCAACAGGUGCCUGAGCAAAACGCAGCGAGUUUUCCGGCAGGAGCUGGUGAGCCUCUGAAGAUGUGGAAAGCAGUUGUGGGACACGACGUGUCCGUGAAGGUUGAGACUCAAGGAGACGACUGGGACACCGACCCUGAUUUCGUGAACGACAUCUCCGAGCAGGAGCAGCGCUGGGGAGCCAAAACCAUCGAGGGCUCCGGCCGCGCCGAGCACAUCGACAUCCAUCAGCUGAGGAACAAGGUGUCAGAGGAACAUGAGGUCAUCAAGAAGAAGGAGCUGGAGACUGGGCCCAAGGCGUCCUAUGGCUAUGGUGGCAAAUUUGGAACAGAGCGGGACCGAAUGGAUAAGUGUGCGGUGGGACACGAGUACGUUGCUGACGUUGGGAAGCACUCCUCGCAGACAGAUGCAGCCCAGGGUUUUGGGGGGAAGUACGGAGUCCAGCGGGACCGAGCUGACAAGUCGGCAAUGGGCUUUGAAUACAAGGGUGAGGUGGAGAAACACUCGUCCCAGAAAGAUUACUCCAAGGGCUUUGGUGGCCGUUACGGUGUGGAGAGGGACAAGGUGGACAAAGCGGCAGUGGGGUUUGACUACAAGAGCCAGGCGGAGAAGCACGACUCUCAGAAAGAUUAUUCUGUGGGCUUUGGUGGGAAGUUUGGGAUCCAGAGGGAUCGUCAGGACAAGAGUGCGCUUGGCUGGGACCAUCAGGAGGAAAUGCAACCCCACGAAUCCCAAACAGACUAUGCCAAGGGGUUUGGAGGCCGUUACGGUGUCCAGAAGGACAGAGUAGAUAAGAGUGCCGCUGGCUUCGGUGAGAUGGCAGCUCCCACCUCCUCGUAUGAGAAGACAAGGCCGGUGGAGGCAGAAGCUUCCAGCGGCACCAGCAGCCUGCGGUCGCGGUUUGAGAGCAUGGCCAGGUCGGCAGAGGAGGAGAGCAGGAGGCAGGCGGAGGAGCGGGCCCGGCGGCAGGCUCGGGAGCGCCAGGCGGCCCGGCGGAAGGAAAUCCCACAGAGGGGGAGGGACCACGCCGAGGCAGCCGCUGCCCCCGCGGCAGCCGGCGCGCCCGGGGCUGCCAGCCAGGCCGGGCCCCUGGCACACGGAGAGCAGCAGGAGGCAAUAAGGGAGGAUGAGGAAACAGCACCCACGUUGCCACCAAGGCCAGCCGAUCUGGACGAAGAGCUGUGCAAGGGCCCCAGCCAGAAUCAGCCUAUCUACAGUGAAAGUCUGGAUGUUGGAGACUAUGAGGAGCUGCCAGAGCCUUCUGACUACUGUGACAGUACCAGUGCGGGUGCUGACUAUGAGGAGCUGCCAGCCACCCGGGGGGAGCCGGAUGCCAUCUAUGACAAUGGAGGAGAUGGAGGUGACGACUAUGAGGAGAUCCUUCCUGGGGAGCCCAGCCAGAGCCAGCACCACCCGGGGGAAACGGACGAUGCUUAUGAGGGGGAGAGUGCUGGGGUCUGUGCGGUGGCUCUCUACGAUUACCAGGGAGAUGGAGAUGAUGAGAUUUCUUUCGAUCCUGACGACACGAUCACGCACAUCGAGAUGGUGGACGAAGGCUGGUGGCGGGGGCAGUGCCGGGGCAAAGUCGGCCUCUUCCCAGCGAAUUAUGUGAAGCUUCUUCAGUGAAACCAGGAUUGGCCAAGUGCUUCCUUCCCAGCUUUUGCCUCUCUCUGCUUUAGCUUUUUACUUGUUAUUAGCUUAAUUUGACUCAGCCUGGCAUGUCUGCAUGCGAGAAUUACCAGGGAGCAAACUGGCAGUGCCUGAGGGGCUGUUUAUCCUGUGUUCAAGAGGACUUUGGUUCCCAUCCACCUCCGGGUGGGAAAGGUGAGGUGGUUUAAGAGCAUGUGAGUGUGAUGUAAGACGUCUUUUCUACCUGGGCUGUCCCACCCAUCAACCAGCAAGCUUGCGUGUCCACUCCUGUGCCCAGCACGGCGGCUCACGGAGAAGAAACGCCAGCUCUAGUCCAGUCGAGGCAGGAGGGCCGUGAGCUGUGGGACGCUGUGGCCCUGGGUCUCAUCCUGCCCGGGGCGCAGGGAAAAGAGCAAGCUUGCCUCUGUUCCAGGAAGGGUUUCCAGUGGCAGGAUGGACCAUGUUUGCAGAACAGGGCAGAGAAACGUGAACCUGGUCUUUUGGGGCAGGUUUCAGGACCGGGGCCUGGGAACAUUUACCAUCCAGUGGACACAGACACAGGCUUGGCUGUGGUGAGCUGUUCGUUACACAGGAGAAGUGUGUGCUGGCUCCAUGAAAAUACAGGAUGAUCUUGCUGUGGUAGGAGAUCGCUUGUUUGGUUCUCUGUGUGCCAAGAACAACAUCAGGAGGUGCGUAACUUCUGGGUUAAGCCUUGGAAGUGUAAAAAUUAUCUUAUUUUCUGAGAAAAAUUAUUCUGGAAAAUCUGAUUUGGAGCAAGAGAAAAAUACUAAAAGGCUUCACUUAACAAAGCUCGUGUCAGUAACUGUGCUGGUCCUCAUGCGGGCCCGUCAGAGGGGUGUUCUGCUAGGGGAGGCCUUUCAGUCUCGCAAACCAGUCAGGGCGAGCACUGCUCCGUCAGGCGGCAGAGCCGCUCGGGAUCCCCUUCCCGUAACCGCUCAGACCGUGCAGGCACGCGUGAGGUGGGGGACACUCGAGUCUAUGAGGCCGUGACUCGCUAGUUAAGAACCAUUUGUGGGUAAUGGUCUCCAGUUUAGUUAAAGGUGUGAAUUAUUUGUUAAAGGCUGUGCUGGCUAGAGCCUAUACUGUCGUAUUUACAAUAUCCUGCUUAUCUGACACAGUUUGUGAAGAGUGAGUUGUAUAACCUACAGGUAAAUAAACUGUGUAAGUGCCCCAUUCGA
Molecule: messenger RNA, 2921 nt
Organism: Columba livia (rock pigeon)
Lineage: Eukaryota; Metazoa; Chordata; Aves; Columbiformes; Columbidae
Product: hematopoietic lineage cell-specific protein
Exons: 15
Coding region: 157-1719 (520 amino acids)
Biological process (GO): regulation of actin filament polymerization
Cellular component (GO): cortical actin cytoskeleton; site of polarized growth; plasma membrane
Molecular function (GO): actin filament binding
Source: RefSeq, a predicted model, not a curated record